This is a messenger RNA of Paramacrobiotus metropolitanus, 1672 nucleotides long. Its product is annotated as beta-alanyl-dopamine/carcinine hydrolase-like. Bases 90 to 1529 code for a protein of 479 amino acids. The transcript is spliced from 7 exons. The record is from RefSeq and is a predicted model, not a curated record. NCBI's taxonomy places the organism in Eukaryota, Metazoa, Tardigrada, Eutardigrada, Parachela, Macrobiotidae.
AGUCAACCAAAAUUGCUCGAUUAGCGGUUCGAUCAACUAGUAACUUUCUGUUUAGUCCUUUCAUUAUUGUUUUGUCUUACAAAAGAUCAAUGUUUUUCUGGACAAUGCCGGAUAGAUGGAUCGGGCUGGCCCAUCUGGUGGUUUUUAUAUUCGGUGUCCUUUUCAAUGGACUGCCGCAUGCGGAUGGCAGUGUUAUAGUGCCUUUCUGGCCCUUGCAGAUGCGCCCAUUCAAUACGCCUUCGAUCAAACUGCCUCCGCAAUUAGCCCAACAACAAUUCCCGGAGCCUCUCGUUCGUGCACUCCUUCGCACAUGGCGUCCGUAUAAUAUCCCCAAAAGCUAUCAGAUCCAGCGUAGAAUGACCGGAAGUAAUCCGUGCGCUUCCGGGAGUCAUUCCCUGCCGCUAAUCAAUGUCCGCGGAACGAACUAUCAAGUUGGGUUCGAAACGGGGCGAUUGAUGCGCGAACACAUUCAGGCAUUUUACGCCAGUUUUGCCCCGAUGCACCACAAAUUCCUGCCUUUCAUUCGCACCGACAAAGGACGGAGGAUAUUCGAUGGGUAUUUAAAUGCUGUGCGGGAUGUUGUGCCGCAGUAUUUGGAAGAAAUCCGUGGCAUUUCUGACGGAAGCGGAGUUCCGUUUGAGCAGGUUUUCUGUAUGCAUAUUCGUUCGGAAAUCAGUUUGAUUUUGCGUCAAGGUCAUUACGAGACGCCGGCUUGCAGCACCGUAUUUGUUAACCGACCAGAAGCGGAGAUUGUUGGACAUAAUGAGGAUAACGACCCAGAGAUGAAAGCCAGAAGCUAUAUGGUGUCAGCGGAAAUUCUGGCCGAAAAUGGGACUUUGCUGGAAAAAUUUACAGCUUUCUCAUACCCUGGUUGUCUUCCGGGGAAUGCUUUCAGUUUUAAUCGGGCUGGGAUUAUUUUUACUGUUAACUCCGAAUCGCCCAUUGAGAUUCCCACAAAUAAAAUCCCUCGGUAUAUUAUGAACCGUGCUCUGUUGUCCGCGGAAAGCCCCGAAGAUUUUGAGAGAAUAAUAAGUACGCCACCGGGCUUGGCGCAGGGAUGCAGUAUAAAUGUGGUCUUCACAAGAAAUCCUAAUGAUUCCAUAAAAAUGCGGAAUUACGAACUGCUUGGAAGUUUCGACGCCACAAUUCCUACUGUGAUUGAUCGUGCAGCAACAUUUCCCUACGAUUUAUCUAAGCCGAAUAUGGAGGGCAACGGAUACAUGUACCACUGGAACAAAUACGAACGGAUACGGGUUAAACAAAAUCCCGACAACAUUGUCAGCUCCGUUCAUCGCCAGAAUCGAGCCAAGCAAUUUCCGGUGCCACAGAAUGUUGAAAAUGUGUUGAAUAUUCUGGGUGAUACCGCUGACGCUGAUUACCCUAUUUAUCGCACACCGAACGAGAAAGAUGGUGGAUGCACCAUCGCUGUAGCCCUUUUUGAUCUCAGAAACAUGACACUUUCGGUGUAUCGGGAUAAUCCAAAAACCAGUUCACCGCUGCUGACUUUGCCAAUCCCUAAAUUAUUUUGACAUUGAAGUGAUAGUUUUUUACCGGUGCCUUUUUGUUAUCAAUCGUUUAUUUUGAUUUAUGGACCAGCCUGAUACUUAGCAAAAAGUCGUUGCAAAAUAGUUACAAAAAUGUGUUCAUUAAAUUAAAUUCGUAACUGACGACA